Molecule: messenger RNA, 264 nt
Organism: Caenorhabditis briggsae
Lineage: Eukaryota; Metazoa; Nematoda; Chromadorea; Rhabditida; Rhabditidae
Exons: 3
Coding region: 1-264 (87 amino acids)
Source: RefSeq, a predicted model, not a curated record
AUGCAACCGCCUCGUGCAGUGAUGAGUCAAGCUCGAGUCAUCGCUCCGUCAGCUCGCCCAGAAGUACAACUGCGACAAGUAGAUCUGGAGAAAGUGCUACGAUCGUUUCCCACCACAUGCCAGCAACUGCAGAAAAAAGAAGUGCGGACACUCGAACGAUCUUCGCAUCAAGAAGAAGUUAAAAGCAACCAGAAUCCGGCAUCCGAUUGCGAAGACAACAACGACACGAGCUGUGCACAUGAGAAGGCGGAUGGAUCAUCGUGA